AUGCAUGUGAUGCCGUUUGACAAAGCAAGCAGAACAUUCACUACUGCAUGGCAUGUCAGUGUUCUAUUUCCUUCCAGAGAAGCAUGCAGUUUACUGAACUUUGUAUAGAAAUCUUGUUUAAUGUUACAGUGAUUACUCUCAGGGACACAUAAGUAGCUCAAUGUUAUUUUCCUGCCAUUGACUUUGUGCUUACAUGUUUAUGAUCAGACAGAGAACCGAUAAUACAGGGGCCCUGUUAUUUUCCAUUAGCAGCAUUUGUUUGGGCUUGCAUUUGGAAGAUCCCUAAGGAUUUGUUAUGCUAAAAUACCGGGGGCAUGAGAAUGAUUAUGCAGAGAGCUGUGAGCUCCAUCUUGCUGUUUCAAUGGACAAUCCACAACGCCUGUCUGACUUGUUAUGUAUUGAGAGAUACAAGAAAAUUAUUGACAGCAGAAGUGGAUGGGGUGUUCCUGUGACACCCUUGCGUCUCGCUGCUUCUCGUGGGUCUUUGGAGUGUUUGAAAAUCCUUCUGGCCAAUGGGGCUGAGGUAGACACCCUUGAUGUAAAGGCACAAACGCCACUUUUUGCUGCUGUGAAUGGCGGUCAUUUUGAUUGCGUUAGGGAAUUACUAAAGGCUGGAGCCAAUCCUUGUGGAAGUGUAUACAAUAACUGCUCACCUGUCCUAACAGCAUCUCGGGAUGGCAAUGCCAAAAUUCUCAAGGAGCUUCUGGAUUAUGGGGCCGAUUCCAAUGUGAGGUCAAAGAUGACUAACAGAACUACUUCUAGCACAAGUUGUACUGGUCCUCUGUAUCUUGCAGCUGCGUAUGGUCACCUUGAGUGUUUCAAAACUAUUCUUCAUUAUGGAGCAGAGCCAAAUUACAACUGUACCGACCAAGAACUUUUGAAGACCAUUAAGCAUCCUAUAACUGUACUUGAGAUGUGUCUGAAACAUUGCUGUGCUUCACACUUUGUGAAACUACUCAUUGAGUUUGGUGCUAACGUGUACUUACCCGACAUUCAUGUAAACAAAUCAUUACCAAACAGCUACUCAUUGGAGCUACUGGCAAGAGAAAGAGAAUGUCCCAGGUCCUUGAUCUCUCAGUGUCGUAUAACCAUAAGAAGAAUCCUAAAACAAGUGGGAAGAUUACAUCUCAUUGAGCAGCUGGAGAUACCACUGAGGCUAGUGAGAUAUUUACAGCAUCACAAUGAUUAGUAUCCAAGGGAAGACCCUGUACUGCCGCAUAUAAAAAGACCUUGAAUGCGCUUUUAACAGUUCAAAGUUAAUUGGAGAUUACUCUGUUUAUUUUAAUGAUGUAUGUUGUAUAUUAAAGUAUUGCAAUAAAUCAACCCGAAUGAGCAUGAUAUUCUGAUGAAAAUAA
Pseudophryne corroboree (corroboree frog) is the source of this 1355-nucleotide messenger RNA. RefSeq names its product ankyrin repeat and SOCS box protein 12-like. The transcript is spliced from 2 exons. Gene Ontology annotation, biological process: intracellular signal transduction. Gene Ontology annotation, molecular function: protein binding. The record is from RefSeq and is a predicted model, not a curated record. The coding region runs from base 296 to 1189 and encodes 297 amino acids. Lineage: Eukaryota; Metazoa; Chordata; Amphibia; Anura; Myobatrachidae.